UCACUGCCAAAUUUUAAACAAAAUGAGUUUUCUGUUGUUCGACAACAUGAGGAAUUUAUUUGGCUUCACGAUUCCUUCGUUGAAAAUGAAGAUUAUGCAGGUUACAUUAUCCCACCAGCACCACCAAGACCUGACUUUGAUGCUUCAAGGGAAAAACUACAGAAGCUUGGAGAAGGAGAGGGAUCGAUGACGAAGGAAGAAUUCACAAAGAUGAAACAGGAACUAGAAGCUGAGUAUUUGGCAAUAUUCAAGAAGACAGUUGCAAUGCAUGAAGUGUUCCUCUGUCGUGUGGCAGCACAUCCUAUUUUGAGAAAAGAUUUAAAUUUCCAUGUCUUCUUGGAAUAUAAUCAAGACUUGAGUGUGCGAGGAAAAAAUAAAAAAGAGAAACUUGAAGAUUUCUUUAAAAACAUGGUUAAAUCAGCAGAUGGAGUAAUUGUUUCAGGAGUAAAGGAUGUAGAUGAUUUCUUUGAGCAUGAGCGAACAUUCCUUUUAGAGUACCAUAACCGAGUGAAGGAUGCAUCUGCUAAAUCUGAUAGGAUGACAAGAUCCCACAAAAGUGCUGCAGACGAUUACAAUAGAAUUGGUUCUUCAUUAUAUGCUUUAGGAACUCAGGAUUCUACAGAUAUAUGCAAGUUUUUUCUCAAAGUUUCAGAAUUGUUUGAUAAAACAAGAAAAAUAGAAGCACGAGUGUCUGCUGAUGAGGACCUCAAACUUUCUGACCUUUUAAAAUAUUACUUAAGAGAAUCUCAAGCAGCUAAGGAUCUCCUCUAUCGAAGAUCUAGGUCACUGGUGGAUUAUGAAAAUGCUAAUAAAGCACUGGAUAAAGCAAGAGCAAAAAAUAAAGAUGUUCUGCAAGCUGAAACUUCCCAACAGUUAUGUUGUCAGAAAUUUGAAAAAAUAUCUGAAUCUGCAAAACAAGAACUAAUAGAUUUUAAGACAAGAAGAGUUGCUGCAUUCCGAAAAAAUUUAGUGGAACUGGCAGAGUUAGAACUGAAGCAUGCAAAGGGUAACCUACAGUUGCUGCAGAACUGUCUGGCAGUGUUAAAUGGAGACACAUAAGCCACACUCCACCUUCCUGUUAAAAAGGGCUGCCUUCCUUCAAAUGUUAUUUUUGUUUUCUUAAUGAUAUUAGGCAUUUAUGCUCACUGGAAACAAACAAAACAACAGCUGACAAAGUGCAUCUACUCUUCUUUUUCUGACAAACAAUGGAGCGGCACUGUGCACAGGCAAUACCAGCCUGUGUGGUGUAACGCUGCACUGUGUUCCUUGGACGUUUGUCCAUAAUCGUACACUCGUCCUCCUCAGAAAUCCAAAGUUCGGUCUUUUUUUAAUAAUUAGCCUUUGUAACUGUGUUUAUUUUAUAAAUAUUAUUCCUUAUGGCUGCCAAUCUCAUUUACCUUUAAAUAAUUUCUGAAGUUGAAUUCUUUCAAAAUGCAUUGUACAAACAAGAUAAUGAUUGCCUUUCUUGAAUUUUUUUGUUU
This is a messenger RNA of Galeopterus variegatus (Sunda flying lemur), 1481 nucleotides long. RefSeq names its product sorting nexin-6. Gene Ontology annotation, cellular component: endosome. Gene Ontology annotation, molecular function: dynactin binding; phosphatidylinositol binding. NCBI's taxonomy places the organism in Eukaryota, Metazoa, Chordata, Mammalia, Dermoptera, Cynocephalidae. The transcript is spliced from 11 exons. Bases 187 to 1059 code for a protein of 290 amino acids. The record is from RefSeq and is a predicted model, not a curated record.